AUGCUGAUCCCUUCCUCCCGCCUACGAAGGAAGACACUUCCUUCCACACUGAAGAGAGCAAACGAGACACUGGAGACAAGAUGGCGGGCGGCGCGGGGGAUAUCUGGAAGACGGGGGCGGGACUCUGACGUCAUAGGGCUAUACCCCGCCUCUCGACGUUCGGGACGUGACGGCCUCGGCUCCGCGCCCCGCCCUCUCUCCGGGGAACAAAAAAGACAUUUCAGGUUUCAACUCGGUUUGGCCACCUCCCCAGCCUUCAUGCGCUGGGGAACUGAAGGUUUCUCGGGUAAAAACAAUGAGAAGACAAGGAACAUCGCUAAGAACCACUCGUCCGGCCGCCAGCGUUCUGACGUGAGCCAGCCGGUUUUUGGAAGGGCCGAGGUGACCCGACUUGAGGAACAAGGAGACACGGGCAGGAUGGCGUCCCGCCUCAGCGGGAAACCUCCCGGGCGGCCUUUGUCCUGCCUGCUCCCUGCGGCCGGACCUUCCUCGGGGCUGCAGCGAGGCUGGUAG
Molecule: messenger RNA, 513 nt
Organism: Rangifer tarandus platyrhynchus (Svalbard reindeer)
Lineage: Eukaryota; Metazoa; Chordata; Mammalia; Artiodactyla; Cervidae
Source: the annotation of a GenBank genome assembly